AUGGCCCUUUUGGUCCUGAAGGCGGCAGCGAGCACGGCGUAUGCCGGCGCCGGCGGCAUCGUGCCUGCCGCGGGUGGGGACGAGGCAGAGUCCACUCACUCGCCCCCUCCGCCGGUAAGGCGGCGGCGCGCCGCCGCGCCCGACCACUCCCCGCUGGCCGCCUCCUCCCGAGCUCCUCCAAUGGCCGGAAUGCCUCCUGCUGGCGCCGAUCCGUGCAUUUCCCCAACGGAGGCAUUGGCACAGCGGGCACAGCGGCUCCCGGCCACCCUCCUCUUCCCCGCCCAGCCCUUCGCGGCCCCGUCCACGGCCCACGACGCCGGCCUCCGCGCCCUGGACCUCCUCCACUUCGUCCGCCUCGACCUCUCCGCCUCGGGCGCCCCGCGGCCCGACCUCGUCGCCGAGCUGAUCGCCAACUACCGAUGCAAGCCCGGCUCCGACCGCGGAUGGGGCUCCGUCCGUGGCAAACGAAUCGAGGUCUCCUCCGAAGCGCUCGCCAUUGCGCUCUGCCUCCCGGUGGGAAGAGCUACUACGAGCCGUAGCGCGGCCGCCGACCCCGCCGUCGUGGCCUCCGCCGCCCAAGAGUUCGCAAAGGUUUACAUCUUGCAGAGGGGCGUCAAGGAUGCAGCUUUGAGGGCUGUGGAGGAGGGCAGGGCGCAUGAUAUCGACUGGACAGGGCUGAUCUGGCGCCAAGUCAAGGUGGAGAUCAAGGUCUUCAUGGCCAAUCAGAGCGCCGACAGGGUGUGCUACCACGGCGCGCAUCUGCAGAGGCUCAUCUGGGUCCAGAGGCCGGAGCUCUUCCGGCGGCCACUGGAGGAGCGAAGAAGUAACCACCGAUCACUUGUGGGUGACAUGCAGAGGCCGACACUCUUCCAACUGCGCCCACAGCAACAGGAGGAACGAGGUAUCAAACGAGCAGCUGCCAAUGAGAACCAAAAGUGUUGCUUGGAGUUCAACAUGCAGGAGGAUACACCAAGACCCCAGCAGAUUAACCUGGCAUCCAAGAAGUAUGAUGCGGCAUCUAAGAAUUUCGAUGCGGCAUCUGAGAGGUUCAUUGUGGCAUCUAGGAAUUUCUUUCCUGCGUCUAUGAUGACCGAUGCUAGAUCCAAGAAGAUUGAUAUGGCAGCCGAGGGGUUCGAUGCGGCAUCCGAGAAGCUUGAUAUGGCAAGUAAGAUGAUGGAUGCGGUGUCUAGGAUGAUCGAAGCCACAUCCAGGCAGCUUGACGCGAGAGGAAAACAGAUUGGCGAGCAAAAGGGCAAGCUUGACGCGAGAGCAAAACAUCUGGGCGAGAAAGAGGGCAAGCUUGACGCGAGAGCAAAACAUCUUGGCGAGCAAGAGGGCAGGCUUGACGCGAGAGCGAAACAGCUUGAAGAGCAAGAGACCAAGCUUGGCGCGAGAGCAAAACAGCUUGGAGAGCAAGAGGGCAAGCUUGACGCGAGAGCAAAACAGCUCGGAGAGCAAGAGGGGAAGCUUGACGCGAUAACGAAACAGCUUGGCAAGCAAGUGGACGAGGUUGACGCAACAGCAGAACAGCUUGGUGAGCAAGAGGGCGACAUGCAAGCAAUGGAGUUGCUCAACAGCGCAUUGGUUACAAAGGAAAGAGAAAGCAACGACGAGUUGCAAUGUGCUCGGAAGAUGCUCAUAGAGGCUUUGCAGAAGUUUACAAAUGGUCGGUCUCAUAUAGGUGUCAAAAGAAUGGGCGAGCUUGACCCUAGAGUGUUUGCGAAAGCUUGUACAUCAAAUGUACACCAUGAGGAUGCCCAAUUGAACUCCGCUGUUCUUUGUUCGAAAUGGCAAGCAGAAAUUACAAACUCGAAGUGGCAUCCUUUUAGGAUAAUCACGGUGGAUGGUGAACCAAUGGAAAUUCUCUUGGAGGACGACAAGAAGCUCUGUGAAUUGAAGGAACAGCAAGGUGAGGAGAUCUACGGCUUGGUGACAAAGGCUCUGCUUGAAAUCAACGAGUACAACCCCAGCGGACGUUACGUUGAACCGGUGCUGUGGAACUAUAAGGAAAGCCGGAAAGCGACGCUGCAGGAAGCCAUCCUGUUCGUCCUGAAACAGUGGCAGUCACACAAGAGGAAGCGCUAGAGCAGGCUGGGGUGUGUCCUGCUUUUGUUUUUCAUGAACUUGAUUUUGUUAUUGUAGCGGCAAUGGAUCAGUUCAGAGGUCU
Messenger RNA from Lolium rigidum, 2167 nucleotides. RefSeq lists its product as uncharacterized. The coding region runs from base 1 to 2085 and encodes 694 amino acids. The record is from RefSeq and is a predicted model, not a curated record. Gene Ontology annotation, biological process: gene silencing by siRNA-directed DNA methylation. Lineage: Eukaryota; Viridiplantae; Streptophyta; Magnoliopsida; Poales; Poaceae. The transcript is spliced from 4 exons.